Syngnathus typhle (broad-nosed pipefish) is the source of this 977-nucleotide messenger RNA. RefSeq names its product pikachurin-like. Lineage: Eukaryota; Metazoa; Chordata; Actinopteri; Syngnathiformes; Syngnathidae. The record is from RefSeq and is a predicted model, not a curated record. Gene Ontology annotation, biological process: axon guidance; cell-cell adhesion. Bases 132 to 977 code for a protein of 281 amino acids. Gene Ontology annotation, molecular function: protein binding. The transcript has 8 exons. Gene Ontology annotation, cellular component: axon; plasma membrane.
CCUAAUCUCAUCAGCUCUCCAUUGGGACGCUGCAUCAUCCGUAACUUUUGUGGUAUUCUUAGUAUUUGUCCCGUGUGAAGCGGUGGCCCUUUGGACUGCGUGUACGAUGAGCAUUUGAGAGCACUGGAGCGAUGGCGAGUCGCAACUGCACACGGACGCGGACCUCUUUCUUACUGCACUUUGUCCUCUUUGCGAUUUGCUGCUUGGCCACCCGCAGCACCGCCGCCAGGAGGUCCAGUGCCAGGAGAGCUGAUCGUCUGAGUCCUCCGUUGGACAUCCAGUUGGAGAGCGUCAACUGCAGUGCCUUCAGCGUGCGAUGGAAGAUGCCACGGAGACAUGUCAGCACCAUCACCGGAUACAAGAUAUUCUACACUGAGUUGAAAAAUGGCCGUCCCCUAGGUACAGCCUCUGUAAAGGAUGUCCCUCUUAGUGUGGAUAUGCUGACUACGGGCCAAUUUGAUGGACAGGCAAAUUUUGAUGUGGAUAUAGGUAACCUAAAGGUGAACACCAAGUACCGAGUGAGCGUCGGUGCCUACGGUUGGGCCGGCGAGGGUCGACCCAGUAUGCCCCGAGACGUCGGCACGGCCUCACAUGAUACGUGCAUGCCACCUUCUCCCCCGACCGAGCCCAUCGUUGUGGCGAUAUCCGACACGGAGUUGGCGUUGUCGUGGCAGCAAGGGGAGAGCGAGGGCAGCGCGCCCAUCCGCCACUUCCUGGUUGCUUACAUCAGGCCGGAAAUGGACACGGAGUGGACAUACAUCCGUGAGCCCAUCGAGAGCAACUCCAUGGUUAUGAAGGGCCUCAUACCCGAGACCGAAUACCAGUUUGUCGUCCGAGCCGUCAACGUGCACGGGGCGAGCCCGCCAAGCCACGUCAACAAUCCGGUGCGCACCCUGGGGUCACGUGUGCUGCAGGUCACCCAAACUGACUUCGAGGUACACCUUGGACUGGUCGCCAGCCAUUUGCAGUGUAAGUAA